AUGUCCAAGACUCUUGCCGCUUCAUUGGUCCUCCUGGCUGGCUCUGCCAUGGCCAUGACCCCAAACCCACAGACACAGAGCCUCAAGCCUCGCAGUGAAUACUGCGGAACCGACCAGUACAACAUCGACUGGUACUGCGUCAACUCCGACACCUCCUGCUGUGUCGGCAGCGUCCAAGGCGUCUGCAUGCCCACAGGCUACUCAUGCUGCGACACCGGCUUCUACUGCGAACCCGACGAGCAGUGCUACCUCGUCGGGAAUGUGCAGUACUGUAUCAAGGACGGAAACAAGGCUGAGGCGACGCGCACCGCCGAGUCGCACUCUGUUGGUGAGACCGAGGCCAGCAAGAGCAAGGACAAGGGUAGCAGUGACGACAAUAACGAUGACGAGGACAACUCUGCUGUGGCUUCCACGAGCAACAGGAUCUUGCUUCUCCUGCCUCUCUUGGGCGCCGCGGCUGCUUGGCUGUGA
Molecule: messenger RNA, 471 nt
Organism: Fusarium falciforme
Lineage: Eukaryota; Fungi; Ascomycota; Sordariomycetes; Hypocreales; Nectriaceae
Exons: 2
Coding region: 1-471 (156 amino acids)
Source: RefSeq, a predicted model, not a curated record